AUGGGCUGCGCACUGCGCGGCAAGCUUUAUCUGUUAAGAAGGCGACAAACUGAACCCGGUGCUUGCCAUAUCUUUGGACGGGGUGUGCCACUCUGCCCUGUCCCACAUGUGGAGCUCUCUCCCUCUGGGCCUUGGAAAAGACGAGUGCAGGAACAAAUCUCCAUGUCCCCUCGGGUUAUCUGCGCAGAUGGGAAACACGCGUCGGAUGCCGAGUCAGGAGAGGAGGAUGACUGGGAGACACAGCUGGAGCAAGGCGCCCUGAAGCAGAGUUUUGGCACUGUUCAGGGUGUGGGUGGUGAACAUGAACUGGGGCAACACCGAAACGUUCCAAGGUGGUCGGACGUCAUCCUUGGAGAAGAUGAAGAACUUGAAACAGAGCCGGGGCCAGCCUGUGAUCCCAGCAAGCCGAGGCCACGAACGACCACAGCUGUUGCUCGCCGCCUCCUUGCUCAUGCUCUGAACAAGCCUGAGUUAAUCGCACGAGGCGAGGAGCGGGAGCUCCAGGUGCUGCGAGACCGCAACAAGCAAGCAAGAAAGGACCGCAGAGAGCAGUUGGACUCGGUCUGGGGGGAGAAUUAA
Molecule: messenger RNA, 579 nt
Organism: Ostreobium quekettii
Lineage: Eukaryota; Viridiplantae; Chlorophyta; Ulvophyceae; Bryopsidales; Ostreobiaceae
Source: the annotation of a GenBank genome assembly